UGACGCGGCUCCGGGCGACCCACAGGAGGAGCGAGGCAAGGAGAGAGGAGCAGAGGAGCAUGUGGGGAGUGAAGUCAGCCAUUACAGUGAAGCCGAGAGCAACAGGGGUGACUAGAAGAACACACUCGAGCAGGAACCAUUGCCUGUAAGAGGGAUGAAGAACUACUGAAGGCACCAGCGCGCCACUCACCAGCCAAGGCGCCCCUGCACGAUGGCGGCGACCAGCAAGGUGCCGGGGAAGGCCGAGGACACCGCCAGCACCACAUCCUGAGGCGUGGUGCCGCUGUGCCCCGUGACGAAGGCCUCGUGGGCGGCACGUACUGACCCCAUGGCCGGCGUAGGUGGCUGAGGGUGGCGGGAAGCUGAGGACAUGGGCAGAAGAACAUAAGGCUCAACACAGCACUGGACUCCUGAGUGAAAUGGGAGACCUGUUCGGGAGAUUCUCAAGGGCGCGAGGCAGAAGUACUGACGAGGGAGGAGGCGGCGAAGGAAGAGGAGGAGGAGGAGGAGGAGGAGAAGGAGAAAGAGAUCGGUCUGAAUCACCAGAAAUUGAUAGAUUUGUUGAAAGUCUCUUCUUUACAAUGGUUCACCCGGAAAAGAAGAGAAGAGGAGGGAGAGAAGAGGAGGAGGAGAAGGAUGAGGAGGAUAUCUUUGUCUCCCCUCCUCCUACGCCUCCCCGGGGGCUCUCUAACUCCCCCAGGAGACGCCAAGGACGCUCCCCAGUCCCCACGGUGUCAGCAUCAUUACCUAACACUGCUAAUCCUUAUACCUCCCCUCUCCCACCGUCCACCUCACCUGCUUACCUCACAACGCCACCUUUUUCUCCUCCGCAAAGUGACUCCACGCCUCUUCCCUCCCCCCACCACUGCGUCUGUCUCCUCGCCUCGUCCUCCUCCUCUCCUCCCUACCCAGAGAGUCUCAUUAGCACAGUCCAUCUCCUUUGACUCUCCUUUACCACCAAAUGUACCUUCUACCAAUCGUUCGCGCCCUUCUUUGCCUCGCUCCCUCCCUGUCAAAAGGCCGCCCUCCGCCUCCUCGCCGCAGAAGUUCUCCAUCCUCUCCGUCGCGAACCUGAAGGAGGCGCUGAAGGAUGAUUUAGGGAAGAGAAGGAACAAGAAUGGGGUGAUGGUGGAAACUCAAGACUCCAUCUCACCUUCAGUUUCACCUCAGAAGAAGCGACAGGAGGAGCGGAAAUGGAUUUCUCAGACGGGCAUGUCAGCGCCGGCGUCAAGAAAGGGGUCAGGCUCAGGGGAAAGUCUCUACCAUGAGCUGACGGACAUCAUUACGAGGACUCAGGAGAACCCCAAGGGCCUCACCACAUACGACCACAUCGCCAGGACCCUCUUUCAGUUAGCCCGUAAUGGCGACAGUGUGCAGCUCCAGGCGGCUUUGUCACGCCUCGGGGAGCAAGGGCGGCGACGCAUCAACCACUUCGACAAGGAUAAGCUCACGCCCCUGCACUACGCCGCCCGCUAUGCCCACGCCGAUACGGUCAAGACGCUGAUACAUGCUGGCGCCAGGGUCAAUAUACAGGGGCAGGAUGACCUUACUCCUCUCCACCUGGCGGCAAGGUAUCGCAAGCAGAUCAAGCCAAACAAGAAGCUGUCCCCUUGCCCGCCCGCGCCCGAGGAGGAGGUAGAGGAACAGCAGGAGGAAGAGGAGGAGGAGGAAGAGGAGCAGGAGGAGCAACAGCAGCAAGAGGAAGAGGAGGCAGCAGAGGAAGGCAAUGAGGAGGAACAAGAAGAUAAAGAGGUCGUAGAGGCGAAUGGCUUGCUGGAAUAUGAAGAAAAUGCCAAGAACUCGGUACAAGGCUUCCAAUCGAGUCUGGAGGCUUUAUCAAAGGACUCGGUGAUCAGAAUAUUGGUGGAGUGUGGCGCUAAGGUCAAUGCCUUGGAUGUGUAUGGCCAGACACCCCUCCACUAUGCAGCCAUGAGAGGCAAUGACCCAGCUGCCAAGGACCUCAUUGCCUGCCCUGAAGUGAUACUGGAGGCCAAAGACAAGCAGCUGAUGACUCCGCUGUUUGUCGCCGCCACGUUUGGUAACUUCACAAUCUGCAAGGCUCUCAUUGAUGCAGGGGCAAGCUUCUUCUGUAAGGACGAAUCAGAGCAGAUGGCCCUUCACCGCGCUUCAAUGGAAGGGCACCUGGAUAUCGUCGAGUUACUCCUGAGCUCAGCGACGAAGCUCGGAGGUGCCAGCAUGGUGGAGAAGCUUGUGUUGGACCAAGACGAUGAGGGACAGACCUGCCUGCACCACGCUGUCAACAAUGGACACUAUGAGAUAGCCAAGCGCCUCAUACUGGCUGGGGCAAACGUCAACACGGUGCGGGACUCCCUCACCACACCCCUGCAUGCUGCCGCUUCCAUCGGCCACACGGAGCUUAUUAAACUCCUGCUGGCGAACCACGCUCGUCUGGAAUGCAUAGACAGCUACCAACAGACGCCCCUUCACAAGGCUGCCAUCUAUGACCAGCCAGCUGCCAUCACCACCCUCCUGGAAGCUGGUGCCAAGAUAGAGAGGAGAGACAAGGACUCCUUCACCCCACUGCUGCUGGCGGCAAGUGGGGGGCAUGCAGAUGCUCUUCAGACACUGCUAGACAACGAUGCCGACAUAGAGGCUGUGGACAAGGACGACAAGACUGCUGUGUUCUGGUGUGCUGAGCAAGGGAACUGUGAGGCGCUGGAAGUCCUCUUGAAUGACCCUCGCUGUGCAGACCUGGUGGAUGAGAGUGACCGCUACGAUAACUCCCCCCUGCAUGAGGCAGCACGGCGGGGGUACUACAACAUCAUUGACAAGCUGCUGGCGGCUGGCUCUCGCAUCGACAACAAGAAUGAGGACGAGGAGACAGCCCUCCACGUGGCAGCUGAAGCAGGACAGGUCAAGGUGGUGCGGGAGCUGAUGAAGCACUACCGCUACCUGGUCAAGGAUGAGAACGAAAACUCGGACACCCCACUACACUUGGCCUGUCUCCAGGGACACACAGAUGUGGUGCGGGUGCUGCUGGAGGCUGGGGCAGAUGUGGACGCCAGGAACUCCUCCCUGUGGACGCCCCUGGACUGUGCCUCAGCCAAGGGACAUGUCUUCUGUGUCCACGAGCUGCUAGAUUAUGACUCGCCUAUUGAUCCCAUUGACAAGACCAAGACAACCCCGCUGCAGCUGGCUGCCAAGGAGGGCCACGUGGCGGUCACCAGGCUGUUGUUGGAGCGUGGGGCUUCCCUCCAGGCCUGUGACACAUCGGGGAGGAAUGCGCUGGAGCUGGCCAUUGCUGCAGGGAAGAAGGAUGUGUGCAUGGCCAUCGUGAAGUCAUCGGAUUGGGAGAUGGCUCUGAAGAACGUGAGGACAGACUACAAGGGACGCCGAGUGACCCCCUUCAGGAUGCUCAUCAAGAAGUUCCCUGACGUGGCGGAGGCUGUGCUCAAUAGGUGCACAAAAUCAAACGGAAUGGACUCGGAUGAUGAACGAUACGCAAUGCUCUUCAAAUUCGAUCUGGUGGACGACAACUACAUCAUGUCCAGCAACGGCUCUGACACAGACUCCAUCGCCUCCAUCAGCAGCAUGGAGACGCCCUACGAUGAGGACGGCAGGGUGCUGGAAGACGCCAGACUGUACACCUCAGAUUUCAGGGACCUCAAGAAAAACCACCCACUCAUGUUGAUGGUGAAGUAUAAACGCCUGAAUCUUCUCAACCAUCCUGUGUCCAUUUCGUUGGUGAAGCACAAGUGGAUGAGCUAUGGAAGAUUUGUGUACUACUCAACCCUGAUCUUCUACAGCAUCUUCCUCACCUUCCUCACUGGCUACGUUCUCACUGCCAAGGACUGGGCGUGGGUGGAGGAGCAGCUCGCCGAUGUGCCCAAUGGUGACAUCCUUGCCCAGGAGGCUGUGGCAUCUGGCUCCUGUGAGGACAUCAAGGACAAGGUUGAUCUGACGAGCCAUGGAUUUGUUGUGGCUGGGAAGUGGGUUAUCAUUGUCAUGGCUGCUAUUAAUAUCCUGCGAGAGAUAUUUCAGAUCUACCAGGCACGGCUUAACUACAUCGGCCUGGAGAAUCUGAUGGAGUGGUGCUGCUAUAUCACUGCCUUCCUCCUUGUGUGGGACUUCACUAACUGUUCAGUCCGAGAGAAGUGGCAGUGGCAGGUUGGGACGGCCUCCAUCUUCCUGGCAUGGAUGAACCUGCUGCUGUUCAUCCGCAAGCUUCCAUUCCUGGGCAUCUAUGUGGUUAUGUUCACUGACGUGUUCGCCACCUUCCUCCGCUUCUUGACGGUCUUCUUGCUCUUCCUCAUCGCGUUUGGCCUCUGCUUCUUCAUGGUGUUAAGGAACCAGCUUCCCUUUGGCUCCCUGCCCCGGUCUCUGCUCAAGACAGGUGUGAUGACUAUCGGAGAGUUCGAAUACGACUCUGUAUUUAAUGACAGCACCCAGACCCUUCCAUACCCCGAGGUGACGUACAUAGUGUUUGUGACGUUCCUGGCCCUCAUGUCAAUCCUCAUCAUGAACCUGCUGGUGGGUCUGGCUGUGGACGACAUUAAGGCUGUGCAGGACCAAGCCAUCCUUAAAAGACUGGCCAUGCAGACCCAGCUGGUUCUUGACGUGGAGGUCUUCAUUCCCGACGCCCUGCGGAGAAUGUACACCACAUCCAAGAAGGAGGUGCAUCCCAACGCCCGCCACGGCAUCCUGUCUAAGAAAUUUGGGGACUUCCAGGUGCUGAAGAGCUUUGAGGUGGUGUCUGAUGGGGAGAUGAGUGAGCAGGAGUCAAUGAGGCAGGACCUAACGCAGCUGAAGACCACGGUAGAGGCCCUGCGCUCCCAGAACCAGCGCCUUCACUCCCUCCUGGUGGUGCUCACGUCCAUGGCCAAGGGUGACAGCAGCAGCACUAAGGAGACUGACUUGGCCAAACUCAUGUGGUGAAAGAUAUGCAGCAUCUCUCAUGUCUAAAGGAUGUGAGAGUUGUGGGUCAUCUUACUUGACUUGAUAGGUCCCAGUGACAAGUGGCCCAACUCUGGCAACAAGGUACAACACUCAGAUAUUUUCAUACAGUCACAGUUUCACGGAGUUUGUAAGUAUGUGCAUCAAGUAGGCAGCUUUGUAGAGGCUGGUAGAAUAGCAUCAUGGUUGGGUUAAGUACUACUAGUCUCAGUGUAGAACCAUUGACAAAUUGACGGUACAUACGCUCAUAUUCUACUCCUGGUCACUACACUAACCUGACCUUGCCAUACAAUUAUCAUCCCGCUGGGCCACAAGACAAAACAGACUCUAGAUGAAAUAAACUCAGGUACCUCUAGCUCUCCCUUGCCUUGCCUUGCCACACUAAUCAAGUCCAUCUCUCUUAUUGACAGGAAAUUAACAUACAUGAACUAAGAAAUAUUUUAUCUUUAACUGCAUAAUCACAUGCUGCAGACACACACACACACACACACACACACACACACACACACACACACACACACACACACACACACACACACACACACACACACACACACACACACACACACACACACACACAGGCACCUCACUUACAACAUAAACUAGCAACUGGACUGAAAAAAGGAGAAAUAAAGUUAGACUUAUUUUUUAUUGACUGAACAAACUGACGCUCAGAUAGUAUAUUAGAACAAACACACACACACACACACACACACACACACACACACACAAUGGUAAUUUCCUCCAGACAGUUCUCAGGUCAGCUCAUCUAUGCAAAUCUGAGUGUAGUUUCUGAUCCCCCAUGUGAAGAAAAAAGUCCUUAACAUUAUCUUCCAUUUAUGAAGGGUUAGGAUGGAUAUAUUUUCUAGUACGGAUAUAUACAUAAUCCAAAUGUGUAUUAUUAGUCAGCCCCCGCAAUUCAUGUUGAUAUUUCAAAUUUUAAUCUAAGCAUUGUUAACAUUAGCAGCACAGUUAUGAGUAUAAAUAUAAAGUUUAGUAUAUAUAUAUAUAAAGCAUAAUAUAAUAACUUUGUCUUGCUCUUUCUCUCUCUCUUUGUCUGUCUUUCCCUCUGUCUCUCUCUAUCUCACCUUUGUCUUGCUUUAUCUCUCUCAGUCUGUCUCUGUAUCUCUCUGUAUUUACACCUUGUCCUGCUCUAUCCUUCUGUCUGUCUGUCCCUCUGUCUCCACCUUUGUCUCUUCCUCUGUCACUUAUCAGCCAAAUAUUACUGUAAAGAGAUGCCAACUUAAGCACCUCUGUACUCAUAAGCCAGACAACUCCUGUAGAUUACUUCCUAUUAUUAACACCUGUGCUUCCUCUAGUAGUGUUUACCCAGCCAAGCAUCAGCUAAAUAUUAUAUAGUCUAGGUUUUGUAGGGAACCCUUUGGUGUCAUUGCAGUUUUGGGCAGUACGUGUAAACAUUCUCAGAUCCGAACGUAUAAUCUGAGGAGUGUUUGUUAUUCUUCCUGGCCGAAUGUUGAGUGAGGUUGUAAGAUGCCAGGUGUGUAGCAGGCAUGUAGCAUUUAUCAAGGGCAGUGUUAUUUACUGAGGGUUUUGUGUGUAGCGCUGAUGUGUCGUGUGUUGCGCCACUGUACAAUUCUGGAGAUGAAGGAACUUAGGUGCUUUGUAUGUUAAGUCUGUAUGGUUUGUGUUUUCUUAUUAUUUUAUGGAUCUAUGGUAGGAUAUUUGGUGCAUUAAUUAGAUGUUUAAGAUUGUGAGGAUUUGUGUACUUAGGAAUGAGUUUAUGUGAAAAUUUAUGUGUAACUUUAAGAAUACCAUUACGAGUUGAUGUAAUUUGCAUUUCAUCUUCAUUUUGAAUCUAUAGAGAAAGAAAAUUGAGGAUUACUUAGAAACAUAUUUAAAAAUGAGACAUUUGACACCUAUAGGAAUGAGGUCAUACAAAUAUUUUAGCUGCAUGCAAGUUUAUGAAAUUAAAGAAUAGCCUUGUAGCAUCUCAUAGGUUACCAAGUUCCGAUAUUGUGUCUUAGAAUAUGCCCAUGUAUCCUUAACAUUGCUGCCUCACCCCCUCUGUGCUGACUGGAGCUAUUAAGGACGCUAAAGAUAAUAUCGUACCUUGGAUAUCAUAAUUAUGACUCUGUGCUUCAAACCUCCAUGUCAGGGGUGCAGAUCCAGCCAGUGCCUCUCAUGAGUGUUUAAUUAUCCCUCAUUGAGAUCAGUUAGUGCUUCUUUGAUGGUCUAAAAGAGGCAUGAUUCCUCACAGAACCUCACAGAACUCUUCUCAAGCUCAUCAUGUCAGUCUCUUCCCUGUUUUUGUAGAGGUGACCAUCCCAGCCUCAUUCCUCUGUUGUCAUCUCAUCCCCUCCUCCAUUCCUGAGCUACUCAAGUGUAUUUCCUCUGACAUUGUAAACCUCACAAACUCUUUUCAAGCUUGUCAUGUCAGAGUCUCUACCCUGUUCUUAUAGAGGUGACCAUCCGAGCCUCAUUCCUCCUUGUUGUCGUUUAACUCCCUCCUUCCUUCAUCUCUCUAUGCCCAAGUGUAAUUCCUCAAACUCUUUUCAAGCUCAUCAUGUCAGAAUCCAUACCUUCUUUUUAAUUGAGGCGACCAUCCCAGCUUCAUUUCUCCCUGUCGUCAUUUAACUGCCUACUCCCUUCAUCCCUCAGUGCCCAAGUGUACUUCUUUGUGAUUUAACUUUUAUAUCUGAACAAAUUGUGAAUUCAAGUACAAUCCAACCAUCCAAAGCUUUCAGAAUAAGGUGAUAGGGAAUUGUUUAUCUAAUGUAGGGGUAAGCAUUCACGAUCUUAGCCACAAAGGGUGAGGGUUAUAUAAUGCACAUGGCAACUAUUUUAGCACUUAAGUUGGAUAAGAUGACAAUGACAACUGUGUACUUAUAAAUGCCUUAAGUGUAGAUUCCUAAAAAGACGCACUCAACUGAAUCAUACGCUUACAGUUGCCAUACGUAAACAUUCCUGCAAAUACGCACAAUUUUUGAAGGGAAUGAAGAUGAUAACAAGUGCAGCAUAUGUACAUAUAGAUCCCAUAAGUGUAGAUUCCUAAAAAUACGCACAACUUUUAAGGCAGUGGAGAUGAUGGUAAGUGAAUCACAUACUUACGAUUCCUAUAAGUACACACAAUUCGUAAGACUGAAGGAAAGCAUUAGUGGUAGAAUUUUUUUAUAGGUAUUUCAGUGACUAAGUGUAUGUAAAGAGUAACAAUCACAAUUAAUCCUACCACUCCAAUGAAUAUUUUUGCUCAGACCAAAGAGGAGGUUGCACUAUUUACAGCUAAGCCAGGAAACAAGUAGAGACAAGUAGAGACACAUAGAGACAAGUAGAUGUUGUGAAUAGAAAGGUUGUACAUGCAUUCAGUUGUAGAUCUGUAGAAACUAAUAUGACUGGAGGAUCUCAGACAUGCUGUAGACAAGUGACAUUUAGAAUAAGUAUGCAGCGUACUCUAAUAGAUCUGAGGAGGUGGAAGAUUCAUGCUAAGGUGACUGAAAGUUCUUGAUAUCUUAACUUAUGUGAGUGGUCCUAAGAAUGUGGAUAUUAUUAACAUGGUGUAGAAUAGACAUGACCAACAUCUCUGACUUGAAAUAACCAUAGUAACAUUAAGAUUAAUUAUAGUAGCAAUAUAGAAAAGACAUAACCAACAGUGGCUUGGAAUAAUAAUGAUAAUAGCUUGGUGUAGAUUAAUAGAGUCACUGACUGAUGAGAUAAAACCUUAAACUGAGGCUCUUGCAGUGUGACUUUCAGAAUAGUAAUAGUAAUAACAGUAUAGAAAAGGCAUAACCAACAGUGACUUGGAAUAAUAAUAAUAUCUUGGCAUAGAUUUAUAGAUUUACUGAGGAGGGAAAAUAUUAAACUCAAGCAACUCAGAACUCUUGAAGACAUGACAUCUUGGCGUGAACUUAAGGAAGAAAAUAUAUAAUAACAAUAUAUAUACUAAUAACAAUGAGGAAAAAUAGAUUUAACCAACACCAGCGACAGAAUAACAUAGCAUACAUUUAAUAAACACACUGAAUAGAGAAAUACAAACUAGAUGAUCUUAAUGACACAGUACAUAUGAUAAUAACAAUGUGGAAUAAAGACUUGACCAACACCAGUGACUCAGAAUAACAUGGUGGUGAUUAACAGAUGCACCAAGGAGAGAAUUACAAGCAGGAUCUCGUAAUGACAAUAUUCUCAAGUCACUUUUAAGAGUUCACUGUGACUUUGUGUAGCCUUAUGUAAGUGGCCUCAAAUACUUAAAUACUUCAAUCAGGGCAGAGAACCAGCCAUUUUAUCCCUUGUGGUGUCAGCCCUUUCUCUCCAUUGCAGCUGACCACACUUCUUGCUCCACUUAUAAUAUACUUAAGUACUUAUAAGAUCCCAGUACAGCAUUUUUUAUUUUUCCAUUUAUUAUUAUUGUAAUCAUCUCUCGUUUACUUUUAAGGUCGUUUGCUAUCGUUAUUUUAAACAGAUACUGUUAUUAAUUUUACGUACUUUUAUACGCCCACUCAUGUACAACUAUUAUAAUUAUCGGCAUUUCAUUUCAUUAAGUGCAGUAUGUGCCAAAUGUGCCGUACUCAGAUGUAAUAGUACAGUACAUAUAUUUAGGGAAGCAUGUGGCCAGGUGUGCUAUGCCUAAGCUCCUGCAGGGGUAGUUCACAAGACUGUCCCUCCCCACCAGGCGCCGACAUGGCUGAGAGUGUGAAUGACGUGUGAGCAUGAGUGUGUGGUGCUCUUGUCUGGGCCGUCCUGUGUGGGAUUGCUGGCCUUGUAGAUAGAUAGAUAGAUAUACAUAUAUUUAAGGACAAAAGAUGAGACUAUUGAGUGGGGGAAAGGUGGUUAUGAAUCUCAGGCUUAAGUGAUAGGGUUAGAUGUAAUGUAGACAAGAUCCUUAGGGUUAGUACUCAGGGACCAUGUUAGGUUUGUUUUGCCUGGCCUCUUAAGAACCUCUAGUGGAAGUUAUUAGGGUUUUCAAGGGUUUUUCAUGAUUUUAGUGAUGUUUAACAAGCUGUAGUUGAAGAUAUAAUUAUUUUUUAGGUAUUUUUUUCAUAUUUGGGAUAGUUUAACAGACUCUAGGGCAAGUUACUGGGGUUUUCAAGUGUUUUUCGUGAUUUUAGUGAUGUUUAACAGGCUGUAGUUGAAGUUAUUAUUUUUUAAGGUAUUUUUUUUCGAUUUUGGGAUAGUUUAGCAGACUCUAGGGCAAGUUGUUAGGGUUUUCAAGUGUUUUCAGAUUGUAGUGACAGUUUAAUAGGUUCUAGCAUUAGAUAUUAAGUAUUUUUUUUAUUUUUCUUUAUUUUAGUGAGUUUAACAGGCCCUAGUGGAAGUUAUUAUUUUUUAUUAUUUUUUUCAUUAUUUUAGUGAAAGUUCAACAGACUCUAGUACAAGUAAUAAGUGUUUUCAUGAUUGUAGUGAUAGUUUAAUAGAUAGAUAUGAAGACAGCAUUAGAUAUACAGGAACUGCCUGCAUAUUAGAUAUGCACAGAUAUACAGGAACUGCCUGCAUAUUAGAUAUGCAUUAGAUGUACACAAACUUCCAUACAUAAACUAUAUGGCUGUUUGUGGCAACUUCUCUUAUAUUCUAAUGUAAGACGUCAUGAUAGAUUUGCUUCAGCCUGGAUUCCGAGCGACCUUUUUUCCACACACGAGUUUUAUCUAAGGUAAGGAAAAGAAUAGAGAUGUCACUUAUUCAAUAGACAUGGAUAUUACUUAUUAUAUUGACCGUGCAAUGAACUCAGUGAAUAAAACCUCUCUUAAGA
Messenger RNA from Scylla paramamosain (green mud crab), 10612 nucleotides. RefSeq names its product transient receptor potential cation channel subfamily A member 1 homolog. The record is from RefSeq and is a predicted model, not a curated record. NCBI's taxonomy places the organism in Eukaryota, Metazoa, Arthropoda, Malacostraca, Decapoda, Portunidae. Gene Ontology annotation, biological process: transmembrane transport; monoatomic ion transport. Gene Ontology annotation, cellular component: membrane. Gene Ontology annotation, molecular function: monoatomic ion channel activity; protein binding. The coding region runs from base 637 to 4896 and encodes 1419 amino acids. The transcript has 28 exons.